UAGCGCCUCAACGCUCUCUAGCUGGACGCGGGUGUACUUUUCGUUUCGUAGGGAGGAGUCAGACGGUAGUUUCUUUAUUAAAGUGACAUAUUUAUUGAAUUAACAGUAAUUAUACAAUCAUGUAUCGCACCGUGUAUCCAUAAUGUAGCCGUGGCAUGUUGUUAAUGUCAGGAUAUUGAUCGGUAAUCAGGUAAUUGUCGAUAAAAAAAGGAGGAAAGUGACGGAAACAGGAAGGCGGAACAAGUAAGUUCGUGAAAGUCUCUCAACUGUUUCAACCAUUUCAUCCCCUUUUCUCCGUCCGUCUGAGACAAUGAGCGUGUUUACACGGUUUAUAUUCAAGGAUCAUCACAGACUGAGUCGAAACAAAUACCAAAAGACAGCCCAUAACAAAAACUCUGCACUGGUUGUUUACACAACCUUUUGACUGCUUCCAUUUCAACAGUAAAUAAUUCACCAGAAGCAUUCAAACAAAUCGGCCGGCGCCAGCACAUCAAAACAUGUCCAUGGCGCUGAAACAAGUCUUCAACAAAGACAGGACAUUUCGGCCCAAGCGCAAGUUUGAGCCCGGGACGCAGCGCUUCGACCUGCACAAGAAGGCACAGGCGUCUCUGAACGCGGGGCUGGACCUGAAGCAGGCCGUGCAGCUGCCCCACGGCGAGGACCUCAACGACUGGGUGGCCGUCCACGUGGUCGACUUCUUCAACCGCAUCAACCUCAUCUACGGCACCAUCAGCGACUCCUGCACCGACCAAACCUGCCCCGUCAUGUCCGGUGGGCCCAAGUACGAAUACCGCUGGCAAGACGAGCGCAAUUACAAGAGGCCGACGGCGCUGCCGGCCCCCAAAUACAUGAGCCUGCUCAUGGAUUGGAUUGAGGUACAAAUCAACAAUGAGAACAUCUUCCCCACCAACGUUGGUACUCCCUUCCCUAAGACCUUCAUGCAGGUGGCUAAGAAGAUUUUGUCCCGUCUGUUCCGGGUGUUUGUCCACGUCUACAUCCACCACUUUGACCGCGUGAGCCAGAUGGGGGCUGAGGCUCACGUCAAUACCUGCUACAAGCAUUUCUAUUACUUCGUCGUCGAGUUCAACCUCACGGACCACAAAGAGCUGGAACCUCUGAAAGAGAUGACCUCUCGGAUGUGUCACUGAGGGAGCACACCUGGCCGGUUGACACACGCCGGACAAACACACCCGUCCAUCUAGAAGACUGCAGAACUAAAAGAACAAGCAAAUUCAAAAAAGAGUCUAUUUUUAUAUUUAAGUACUGUAAUCUAUUUUAGCCACAUACUGUAGGUUUCAGCCUUAUCAGGUGAGGCGUUCUGUUACUUUUAAAAAAAAGUUUUCAAACAUUUUAUCAGAGCACAGUAUUAAGAGGUGUAUGUUUUGUUUUGAUGUUUUUCUAUUUUAUUUGAAUCUCAAUCAUUCCAGGAUGCUUUUGUCUUUCUGUCUGUCUAAAAUGAUCUUAAAUUAGUACGAUUUCUUACUGUCUAUCUAUAAAAUCACUAUGUUGUUACAUUAAAAAUGAUUCUGUUAUAAAUUGAAUUUGUUAAUCAGUAUU
This is a messenger RNA of Sebastes umbrosus (honeycomb rockfish), 1557 nucleotides long. RefSeq names its product MOB kinase activator 3A (gene mob3a). The coding region runs from base 498 to 1148 and encodes 216 amino acids. The transcript is spliced from 4 exons. The record is from RefSeq and is a predicted model, not a curated record. Gene Ontology annotation, molecular function: protein kinase activator activity. Gene Ontology annotation, cellular component: nucleus; cytoplasm. Lineage: Eukaryota; Metazoa; Chordata; Actinopteri; Perciformes; Sebastidae. Gene Ontology annotation, biological process: positive regulation of protein phosphorylation; signal transduction.